CGUCAAUGGAGGUUGGUAUAAUAAUAGGUUUCUGUAGGUACGAAAGAAAACCCUAUUUGCGCCGCAUCUCUCUCGUCUUCCUUUACGCCGUCAAAACCAUGUUUCUAAGUCAGUGCCGGAGCUGUAAACCUUUGCUCGAGUCUCGUCUACCUUUGCUCCGCCUCUCUCUCUCUAAAUGUCUCGAUCAGUCCUUCAAAACCACGGCUAGUAGCGAAUACGGUAGUAAGAUCCCUGAUGCUCUUCUGGGACAUCGACGACUAGAAGAUCAUAAGGCAAGUGUGCUUUGGGACACCGAGAAGGUUCCCAUUCCAAAAUCGGUGGAUCUUGUUUUUUGUCAGGCAAUAUUAUGCGUUCCCUACAAAAAUGCAGUUUUUUGUAUCGAGCUCAAGCGCGUACGAGAAGGUGAAGAAGAAUUCAAUCAUUCUCCUUUUAUACUUUUUGUGUACAUUGUUGGGUAACUUGAUCUGCGUAAAAUGGUUUCAGGCUCGAAAGGAAAGGAUCAUUCGAGAGAUAUAGCUGUUUUAACUGGCAUGGGGGUGUGGAUUGCUGUCAAUCGUGAUGUAUCAUCAUCGAUAAUGCCAAUCUCAGAUAGUAUCUAUGAUUUUGCUGUAGACGAGUUUAAGAAGGUGAAUCAUUAUGUUCUUUGGAAAAAACUAUCAGCUAAGGGCAAGCCUAUCGCCCAGACCAGAAGAUACUCUAAACGUUGAGACCAUAUAUACUUGGUUCUCUCCAUGCUAAUGUCCUUUUGUUCUCUGUCUAGAGGCGGCUUUAUCUGUCUCUGUGUAAUGAAAACAUUCACGUUUCAUCUUCCUUUUGUUCUAAAUGUGUGUCUCUGUGUAAUAAAAGUCGACGUCUCAUCUUCAUUUUGUUCUAAAUGCAUCUUCCUUUUGUUCUAAAUGCGUGUCUCUGUGUAAUAAAAACAUGGACGUUUCAUU
Molecule: messenger RNA, 935 nt
Organism: Arabidopsis lyrata subsp. lyrata
Lineage: Eukaryota; Viridiplantae; Streptophyta; Magnoliopsida; Brassicales; Brassicaceae
Exons: 2
Source: RefSeq, a predicted model, not a curated record